Molecule: messenger RNA, 690 nt
Organism: Cladophialophora yegresii CBS 114405
Lineage: Eukaryota; Fungi; Ascomycota; Eurotiomycetes; Chaetothyriales; Herpotrichiellaceae
Product: thymidylate kinase
Exons: 2
Coding region: 1-690 (229 amino acids)
Biological process (GO): dUDP biosynthetic process; dTDP biosynthetic process; dTTP biosynthetic process
Cellular component (GO): cytoplasm; nucleus; cytosol
Molecular function (GO): ATP binding; dTMP kinase activity
Source: RefSeq, a predicted model, not a curated record
AUGGCGUUUCCCGAUUCCGCUGCUUCAAAAAGGGGCCUGCUCAUAGUUAUUGAAGGCCUUGAUCGCUCAGGGAAAUCCAGUCAGUGCCAACGGCUGUUCGACUUCUUCAGACUGCAAGGUCAGCGGAUUCGUUAUGCCAAGUUCCCAGAUCGGACGACGCCCACAGGGAAGAUGAUCGACAGCUAUUUGACUGGCCAAGCUCAGCAAGACGACCACUCCAUUCAUUUACUCUUCAGUGCCAACAGAUGGGAGGCUAUCAAUUCCAUUAGAUCAGACCUAAUCCGUGGGAUGAACGUCAUCGUCGACCGGUACUCCUUCUCCGGAGCUGUCUAUUCAGCCGCCAAAGACAACCCGGAUCUUCCGCUGCCUUGGGCUUGGAAUCCAGAAAUCGGACUCCUCAAGCCUGACUUACUCUUUUUCCUAGACAUCUCGUCUACAGAUGCAGCCAAACGGGAUGGUUAUGGAGCCGAGAGAUACGAGAUGGAAGGAAUGCAGACCCGCGUCCGAACUCUAUUCAAGGACUUGUUUGCUAGACUAGAUAUCACAGUCUAUCAAGUCGAUGCUGGAAGGACAAUUGACCAGGUUGCUGUCGACAUCCAAGCGGUUGUCCAUACGGCGAUGCAGAAUCCUCAGUUGGGUUCGAGCGACCUUGAGAAGCUCGGACCUUUACUUGACACCGUGUCUCCGUAA